AUGCUGCACACGGACUGGACAGAAGUGGAAGUGAUCGAGCUACUGGUCGACAGUACCACCGGUCUCGGUUUCGGGAUGUGUGGGAGCAAGAGUACCGGGAUUAUAGUGCGGCACAUUCAUCCGGGUGGAGCUGCCGAGACGGAUGGACGUCUGCGACUGGGUGAUCAUAUUGUUUGCGUACAAGAUUUCAACGUUCGCGGUUUCGGUCCAGAUCAAGUGGCCACUGUACUUCGACACACGAUUUCAGCCAAUCUCCUAGCCGCUUCCAUGAAUCCAGACGUCACAGACGAGUCAGCUAGCCACAUUGAUUUAUUUGAGGUUAAAUCUAACCGAGGUGAAAUUGAUUGGCCUAUUCGAACUGAACCGCUUAGUGACUCGUCCGCCGUACCCCCUCUGAAUCAGCCACGCAGGCCGACUGAUGUUUCAACUGAGUCCCCUGUAGUUCAACAAACAGAUGAAACCGAACAGUCCGUGGUGGAGGCGAUCGUGCACGCGGUUCCCAUCCGGUUUAUUGUGGCCCGACCGGUUCAAGGAAUACCUCAGGAAUUGAACGAGGAAUAUGAGUAUCAACAAAGAUUAAUCAAUGAGCAUCAAGUAUAUGGCACAGUGAGGGUUUGGAACACGCCAGCAAGCUCUGUUCUGUGCUCAAGAACUGCCAAAGAACGAACUAAACUGUCCUUUAUCGGUUUCGUACAACCGGGAGAGGAUGGGGAUACGUUUAGUCGACAUGGGCAACGGAGUACCAAAUCCGGACUUGCUAUAAAGCGCUCACGUGUUCCGCCCACGUUUGACACAAUACGAUAUCUGCUCGUGGUGGAACGGGUUGCCAAGAGCUAUUUGUGUUUUCGUUUGGGCACACAUUAUUACGCAAUCAACGUAGAUUUCAACCCCAAUAUCGAUGUACCGGAUUGUAUCAAAUGA
Echinostoma caproni is the source of this 921-nucleotide messenger RNA. Lineage: Eukaryota; Metazoa; Platyhelminthes; Trematoda; Plagiorchiida; Echinostomatidae. The record is from the annotation of a GenBank genome assembly.